Messenger RNA from Pocillopora meandrina, 5173 nucleotides. Lineage: Eukaryota; Metazoa; Cnidaria; Anthozoa; Scleractinia; Pocilloporidae. The record is from the annotation of a GenBank genome assembly.
CUUUUACAGAGGCCGCAAGAUGAUACUCUUGAUUUUGAUCAAUCUGCUAGUAUUUUCGCUCGCUCAAGGUAUCCAGAAAAGUGAAUCAGACGAAAUAAGCAUAAAUUUAUUUCUUUACUGUUUUUCCUUCUUCUAACUUCUUCUACCUUUUUUGUUUCUAUGCUUUAAUCACUCGAUGAAAAGAUUGCAGUUUUGAGCAAGGAACCUGUGGAUGGAAAAACGAUCCCUCAAGCCGUCUGAAAUGGCUUCGACGUCAAGGAAACACUCCCCAAGGGGAAGGUGGGUUUUAGCCAUUUGGAAAUUUCCUUAUCUAAUAGCUAAACGAUCUAAUAAGUGUAUAAUCUGAUUAUUUCUGCACUGAAUGAUUUUGAGAUCGUGCCAGGAUGGGAGAAAAGGUUGAAAGCAAAAAGUUAAGCAACAAUCAAAAUUGUUUUCUCUCGGGUUCAUCACCAUCUAAAUAUAAUGCUGUCUCUAGACUCACCUAUCAUGGCAAUUUGCCCUCCCGAACCUAGCCCCGACUGUCCUUUUCCUUUACUUUUAAUUUUUCUCACACAGCAGCAAUUUCAAUUCUCACCUUUAUUGAAGAUUGUCUGUGAAACCCUUUUUUAAAAUAUGGAUGUUCCACAAAAAAAAAACAGAAAUACGUUCUGUUUAUUGAAUUCUUCAUACUCGCGCCUUAGCAAACAAGUGAGACAACAGCAUUUUCAACCUUACCCAAAGAGUGACAUGGUUCAACAUUGAAUUGACCCAAAUCUACGCAAAUGUCUUAAGAAUACUUAAAUCUUUAUCAUUUUAAUACAGGUCACUAUAUGCUGCUUGGAAAAGGCAAGAAAAACUUUGAUGCUGGUCUCCUUUUUAAGACCUCAAUUAUGGAUAAAUGUCUCUCCUUCUGGUAUAAAAUUAAGGGAGCAAAAGGUAGCGCAAUUGAAGUGUUCGUCGACGGUCGCCACUUUGAAGAUCUGAAAGCUACAAAAGAUGGCAAAUGGCACAAAGCAACAUUUACCAUCAAUAAAGUAAACAAGAAGGUAGGCUGUAAUUUGUGUUUGUAUCCUUCGGUCCCCUUUUCCUUUUUUCAUAAUCUGAGAACAUUGACACUAUUAGAUAAAAGAAUAAAAAGAAAUUUGCGGUCUCAUGACCAACCAAGCAAUCCACCGAAACAUCGUAAAUGAGCUAUUUAUUGUUAGGGCAUCUAUAAAAAAAAUUAAUAGAAGAUAUCAAUUUGUUAUUUCAAAUCCGUAUUCAUAUUCUCCAUUCUCUCCACAAUUCUUUUUUAUGACACAUUCUUAUCCUUUUCAAUACUUUACUUUGUACACGUAUUUGCUUGUUUUUUUGUUGAAUGGAAACAGAUCGUGGUAUAUGGUGUGAGAGGGAAAAAGAAAGAUUCCAUAGCCAUCGAUGACAUAACGCUUUCGGAUAAUUGUGGACCCAGUCCCCCAGCGACAGGCCAACCAACACCUCCACCACCAACAGGUCAACCUUCGCCUCCACCACCAAACACUCCUUCAGUACCUGGGACGUCCCCGCCUGGUAAAGAAAAGAAUGUUUUUUUUCAACAUAUUCCUUAAUUACAGGCGAAACCAGAAAUGCUGCCAGUAAUGAUUCGGUUCAUUUAGAAACCCUUGAAAAUGAUGAAAACUAAGUAGAAGGAGGGAACACUUGCAGCGCUCAAACAGAUGAAACUAAUCUUGAUCUAACCCUAAGAAAUUCCUGCUAAUGUGUGAAUAGAAAAUAAGAUGCAAAGUAAAUAGCUAGACGAAUAGGCACUUUAGAUAAAUCUCUUUUCAAUGAAUAUUAGGUUUCUCGUGUCUACCACGAAAAUAUUGAUAUUUUUCCAUUUCAUUUCCCCUGUUUUGGUUUGCUCGUAACUUUUUAUUUUCCCUUGGACAGUUUUUGUGUAUAAUAAAAAGGAGAAAAUUUGUGCUCAGAUCCUCAAUCACAACCCUGAUAUUCUUCAGGUUAUUAACGAGCGCAUUUUUCUUACUUGCAUGAAAAUCCUUUUCACAUUAAAUCAUCAACAAUCAGGCGAUUGCGGUAAAGGUCCUAUUGCAAGGAUUGUCGGAGGUAUGGAAGCAAAAAGAGGUGAUUAUCCUUGGCAAGCCCUUCUCCAAAAGAACGGUUACCAGUUUUGCGGUGGAACCUUGAUUAGACCACAGUGGGUACUUUCUGCAGCUCAUUGCGUGGAGGGUGAAAAGCCUAAAAAUAUUGUCAUUCGGUGAGGACCUCUAAUUUACCAAGGCUAACAUCUUUUAAGUUUUCUUUAUACUUUUGGGCCGCGUCGUUCAAAGAGGGAUCAAGGUUGACCUAGGAUUAAAAGGAAACCUUGACUUCAUUUUCUCAUUUAGAGCGCAUAAGAGGAAGGGUGUUGUUGGGUCUUCUCAAUAUGUCUAAGGUUAAAACCUAAAAGGUUAAAAAUACCAAAGAAAAAUCAAUUUGCAGAGCUGUAAAACUAAACUUAAAAUUUACACCAACCCCGAGUUAAGGUUAACUGCGUUUUGAGCAACACAGCCCAGCUGGUGUACAACAUACAGAGCUCAAACAAAUUUCACGGGAACUCCACCCCCUCCCCACUCCCCACCCCCUCCUAAAAAAUAUAAAAUAAAAUAAGAGACAUACACCCACUCCCUAACAGAUACUGGUCACGUGCAAGUUUGCUCAACAAUAUUUGCACGGUGAACAUCCCUUUCACCACGAGAACCUUUAUUUCGACCCUUUCGUAUUGUAAGUAAUGUUUUGUUUUCAAGCACAGUCUUAAUAAUGAUCAGAUUGGAUUCAGAUCUUUUCUACUUUUUAUAUUUUUCCUGACAUUAAUAGGAUGGGUGCACAUUAUCGAGUGGACAAACCUUCCACAUCUCAAGGUGAACAGAAGUUCAAGGUGGUUAAAAUUAUUACGCACGAGUCUUACAACAAGCCAAAAGAUAUGAGUCAUGACGUUGCCCUCCUGAAGCUUGAGAGUCCUGCUACUCUUAACGAGUAAGUAGACCACAAAUAUAUAAGUUUUCAUUCACUAAUCUGUCGGUUUGACUUAGCUCCUCUCUUAAAUAACCCCUGGCGCGUUAUUCCUUGUUUUGAAAGGAUUUGCGGCCCCGAGAAAAACCAUAACAGAAUUCGUGCUAAAUUACGAACAAUUUUCACAAUAUAACUUCUCGAACAUCCCAGAGCUCUUGUUCGUCCACAUGUCGCCUGGCCUCAAUUGUUUUAAUGAAUGCCAUCAUUUUUUUUUCUUUUUUGUUUAUGAUUCGCAGCAAGGGUUUACUGUUAGUAAUUUGCAAUAAGGCAAUGAAACCAAAUCAAAAUCUGUAAUUUGCAAAAUGGAAAUCUGUAAUUUACAAAAUGGACAUUUUUAACUUGCAUAGCAAGAAAAGCGGAAAAUCGUUAAUCCACAACCUCGCCUCGUAAGUCCACCACAUUUUGACCGUUGUGAUGACGAAUCUUGAUAAGAGUACAGCCCACUCGAUAAGAAUACAGACCACUCGACAAGAGUACAGAUCACUCGAUAAGAGUACAGCCCACUCGAUAAGAAUACAGACCACUCGACAAGAGUACAGAUCACUCGAUAAGAGUACAGCCCACUCGAUAAGAAUACAGACCACUCGACAAGAGUACAGAUCACUCGAUAAGAGUACAGACCACUCGACAAGAGUACAGAUCACUCGAUAAGAGUACAGACCACUCGAUAAGAGCACAGACCACUCGACAAGAGUACAUACCAUUCGACAAGAGUACAGACCACUCGAUAAGAGUGCAGACCCCUCGAUAAGAGCGCAGACCUCUCGAUAAGAGUACAGACCACUCGAUAAGAGUACAAACCACUCGAUAAGAGUACAGACCUCUCGAUUAGAGUACAGACCACUCGAUAAGAAUACAGACCACUCGAUAAGAGUACAGACCACUCGAUAAGAGUACAAACCACUCGAUAAGAGUAUUGACCUCUCGAUUAGAGUACAGACCACUCGAUAAGAGUACAGAUCACACUAAACCACUGUCGAUUUGUUAAAUCUACGCGCGCCCAUGUAUUAUUCUCACUGAAUCUCGUGAUCAAAAAGAGAAAGCUUAAGAAGGAAAGUUUUUUGUUCAUUUCAGAUCAAACACCACAUAAAUUCCAAGGCCAUCUUAACGAAAAGUAUUUCAGUAUGUCAAUUUGCCCACUGCGUUUUUAUUAUGUUUUCCUAUAUUAGGUUACCAGCCCCUUCGCCAAUUUUAAACAGAGAAGAGGAGCAAAAACGUUUUUGGUUAAAUCGACCAGUCAUUACUUAUUGCCGGAGGGGGUCGGGGGUGGGAGAUUUUGGGAAUACCACAUGGUUGUCAGGGGUGUCACGGAAAACAAAGAAGGGAUGAGUCAUCGCUUACAAAGUAUAAAAGGGGUACUAUAGAAACUUGACUGCCGAUGCGGUGGCAGCAUCGGAAUACUUAGAGAGUCUUAUCAGAUUAGUUAAGUUUUACCGUGGCAAAACAAAAAGCAUCCAACUUUCCUCUUCCUUCCCCCCACCCCAGUUUAAAGAGGAUAUGAAAUAUUCCCUUGCCAGUCCCUAAUAUUGAUUUGGCGUUUAUUUAUUCCAAGCUUCACAAAUCUCGCUUGCCUACCUUCAUCUGAUCCAAACCCUGGGUCAUCGUGCGCCAUCACCGGUUGGGGCAAUUUGAAAGAAAAUGGAAACCAGCCCGAAAAGCUUCAAGUAGUGCAAGUUCCCAUAAUGUCAAAACAAACCUGUGAAGGAUAUUACCGAAAUGAAUUACACGAGUCUAUGGUGUGUGCAGGAUUUCCAAAGGGUGGCAAAGAUUCCUGUCAGGGAGAUAGUGGCGGUCCAAUGGUCUGCAAGGGUUCCGAUGGCAGGUACAGUGUACAUGGUGUUACCAGCUGGGGAUAUGGCUGCGCACGACCGGGAAGGCCAGGUGUCUAUGCCAGAGUUUCGUAUCUCGUCAAAUGGAUUGAAGGCAAGAUUAGCAAUAACUGAGGGUCAAAGAGAGAAAUAGCGCAAAUAUGAUUUUCAUAUGAUCUUAUGUACUAGACUGUAAGCCUCUUUACUUAUUUCUGUUUAUGAAUGAAGAGGAAAGUGCUAAAAAGCCAGCACAUGGAUAUCAAAGGGCUUUAUGAGGUUAUGGAAAGCAACAGCUGAAAGUUUUGAAGCUUAUUAAAGGUGUUAACAAUGUAUCAAUGAAUCAAAUAAAGCAUUGAAAA